Molecule: messenger RNA, 4505 nt
Organism: Nematolebias whitei (Rio pearlfish)
Lineage: Eukaryota; Metazoa; Chordata; Actinopteri; Cyprinodontiformes; Rivulidae
Gene: nin
Product: ninein (GSK3B interacting protein)
Exons: 27
Coding region: 10-4419 (1469 amino acids)
Biological process (GO): microtubule anchoring at centrosome; centrosome-templated microtubule nucleation; centrosome localization
Cellular component (GO): mitotic spindle pole; ciliary transition fiber; pericentriolar material
Molecular function (GO): calcium ion binding
Source: RefSeq, a predicted model, not a curated record
UCCGGCGGGAUGGACGAAGGCCGGGGACAGGACCACUACGAGGAGCGCCUGCAGGAAGUUUUCAACAGUUUCGACACGAGCGGCUGCGGCUCUCUGAGCUCGGAGGAGCUCUCGGACCUCUGCCGGUCUCUGCACCUGGACGACGCUACGCCGGCUCUGCUCCACAGACUGCUGCAGAACCAGGACCACCUCAGGGUUGACUUUGACCAGUUCAAGGACGCUCUUAUACUGGUCCUGUCGUCGACCAUCGACCCUCCUCCAGCAGAGCACGAAUCCUUCAGAACAUCAGGGGGGUCUCCUGAGAUCCAGCCGAAGUUUGUGAAGGGGGGAAAACGCUACGGUCGGCGCUCCACGCCCGAGUUCAUGGAGCCUGAUCUGUGCGACGUUCCAGCCCUGAACCCGGGCGACGACCUGGACCUGGAGGACAACGAUGACUCGGCUGUUCCCAGGAAGCGUGAGCGCUGGAACGCUCGUGGAUCGAGCUCGGAGGAGUAUGAAGCAGAAGGUCAGAUGCAUCUGUGGAACCCCGACGAACCGAGCGCACCCCGGGGAUCCGCCGCUUCUCUGUCGGGGAGGUUGGAAGAGCGGCUGCGCGAGGCGUGCGACGAGCUGGCCAUCGCGUGGGACGGCCGUGCCGCUCGCGACGACCUGCUGACGCUCUGCGAACAUCUGGACCUGCAGCUGAAUGGAGACGUGCUCCUCAGUCUCAGCAGUGAUGGAGCGUUGAACGUUCAGGAUUUUGUUUCCUUGAUUCUAAACCACAACAAGCCUCCGACGCCGUCGGCCUCCACGCCGUACAGGCAGCUGAAACGCCAGCACUCCACGCAGCCGUUUGACGAGGAAGGCCGCAGGAGCUCGGCGAUGCCCAGCACUAUCGGCGUGCGUCUCUUCUCUUUGCUCGACGAUGGAUCGGGCUUCACUCAGACCGAGUCCAUCCUGGACGUCUGGACAGAGGAGGGGAUCGAAAACAGCGCUGAGAUUCUGCAGGCUUUGAAUUUUGACGUGGAAGGGAAACUGAGUCUCGGUGAUCUAACCGCAGCACUUGAAAAUGAACUACUCGUCACCAAGAACGUCAUUUUCCAAGCAGCACUGGCCAGUUUCAAAGCUGAGAUCAGACAUCUCCGAGAGCGUGUUGACCAAGAAGUCAGAGAGAAAGAAAAAGUCCAGUUUGUCUUGGAGAGAGCCGAGAAGCAGAAAUCUCAGCUCGCCGCGGAGGUGGACGAGCAUCACUCGGCCAUCGAACACACGAAUAACGUCAAUCUCCGGAAGCUGGAGCAGGACUACAAGGAGAAGCUAGCAGCGGUCCGGUCAGAGCUGGUGAAGGAGAUGGAGCAGCUCCAGCAGCAGGCGGUCCUGCAGCGUGAGGAGCUGGGAGCAGAGAUGGAGAAGAUCAGGGAGGACGACGCUCUCCUCCGACACCACCUCUCCGUCUCAGUCAAUGAGAACCGGCGUCUUGAGGUGGACUUACUGGACUGCACUGAGAAACUAGCCGAAGCACGAAGUCACAUGAGCGCCCUGCAGACCAACUUGGAGAACAUCAUGAAGGACAAGUUUGGAGACCUGGAUCCUGGCUCUGCAGACCUCCUGUAUGAAGAACGUGUUCAGCAGCUGCACAGCAGUUAUCAAGUACAGUGCAGGGAACUGCAGGAUCGCAUCGACGAGCUGCAGGCCGAGCUGCAGGGGCUCCGUGUUCUUGAUCGAGCUCAUGAGCCCUGUGGCAAAACUUUAUCUGACGAGCUGGAGAGUAAAAGCCCCGGCACCGAGUCAGACCCAGGUAUUGGUUCUGACGAGGUGCAGCCCUUCAGCAUGAGCCUGGAAGCUGAGAUGAUGCUGGAGCAGCUGAAGGAGCAGCAUCGGCAGGAAAUGGAAGAUUUACGAAACCAGCUUGAAAACGAGAUCAGUGAAUUUGGUCGGAUAGUAGAAAAGCAGAAGACGGCCCACGAAGACCAGAAAGCCGCCUUGAUGCUCCAGCACCAGCAGGAGGUCCAGAUGUUGAAGGAGAGGGUGGCCAGUCUUCAGAGCCAGCUGCAGCAGGCGGUGGAGGAGCACACCUGUCUGGAGGAGAACCAGGUUGCAGAAAGGGAGGAACAGAAGCAGCGAGAAGAGGAAGUGGGGAACCUCAGACAGCAGCUGCUGGAAGCCCACACCCACAUCGCAGACCUGGAGGACCAGCUGAACACCCUGGAAGACCAGCAGGCGGAAACCGAUGAAAACUUUCUCACCGAGAUGGAGGAGCUGAGGAACCAACAUGCCGUGGAGAUGAGAAAACUGAAGGAGGAGCGGGCGGACCUGCUGGAGGCCACGCUGGCCGAGAAGAGAAACGAACUGCAAGAACUAAAGACCGAGUUGGAGAGAGAGAAAGACGUCUUGACAGAACGCCAUCAGAACGCUCUGAAGGUCCAGCUGGAGGAAGCAAAGCAGAAGUUUGAGGAGGAGCGAGAAGAAACAGUGAAAAGCUUAAACGAGCGGUGGCAGAAGGACCGGGAGGAGGAGAACAAUGAGUCUCUGCAGGUGUUGUUGGAGGAGGAGACGCUGAGACUUGUCAGAAAGCAGGAGGAGAAGGAGAAGCAGCUGAGGGAGCAGUGGGAGAGCGAGCGAGCUCAGCUGCAGGAGCAUCACGAGGAGGUCCUGCUCCACAGCAGAGCUGAGGAACGGCUGCAGCUGCAGGAGGAGUUCGAGCUGAGGGAGAACAGGCUGAAGGAGAAGCUCGAGCUGGAGAAGGAGCAGAGAGUAGAGAUGUUGUUGGAGGAGGAGAGGGCCCUCCUCGAGGAGAACCACCGAGAGGCUGUGAAGGAGCUAAUGGAGAAGCACGCCGAGGAGAGGAAGGCACUCGGUGCCGAGUUGACGGAUCUGCGACACGACGUGGCCCAGGAGAGAUCUGCAGCCAGCUGUCUAGCUGAAGAAAACGCCGCCCUCAGGAAAACCAUUGCUGCGCUGAAGGAAGGAGACUUCAAGAAGUUCCAGGAGGAGUUGACACGAACGUUGGAGGACUUGAGAAACGAGAAGUUUGUGGCUCAGCAAGCGGCAGACGACUUAAAAAAACAGAUUUCAGAGUUGAGUUUUCAGAGCCACAGUCUGGAGGACGAGAACGAGAUGCUGACGGAGAAGAACGCCCAGAACGCUGCCGGCAUGGAGAGCAUGCGACAGCAGCUGCUGGAGCUGCUCAAGGAAACCCAGAAGAGGGAGGUGGACCGCGCUGCAGACAGGAAGAAGAUGGCAGCGUGUGUGUCUGCUCUGGAGGCACAGUUAACCAAAGCUUUGGAGGACACUGCACAGCUGGAGAAGAGGAACGUCCAGCUGUCACAGCAGCUCUCUGAGCUCAGGGAGAAGACGUUCCAGGUGGAUUUGAUGGAGAGUCGGCUCGGCCAUCUUGAAGACGAGCGUCGGACAGCGGAGGAGGAGGCUGCAGGCCUGCGCAGCCAGCUGGGCCGAGCUCAGGAGAAGGCGAGGGCUGUGGACGAAAGUCUUCAGGCGGUGAACCGGCAAACGUCUCGUCUGAAGUCGGAGCUGCAGGUUCUGCAGCAGGAGAGGGAUUUCCUGAAACACGAGGUCUCCGUGCUGCACAAACAGCUGCAGAACUCCAGCAGCAAAAACCAUAUUUUGGAGAUGGCCUUGCACUCGAGCGGUUCGCAGAAUCUGAGCAAGAAGCUUUUCAGAGAAGAGCUGUCUCGGCUGAUGGGGCAGGAGCAGCAGCUGCUGAGGCAGGAAAACAGCCGGCUUCAGGCCGAGGUGCACAUCAUCAAGAGCAGCCUCCUCCAGUCCAAAGAGAAGGUCCGUCAGCUCGACGCCACAGUUCUGUUACUGAACAAACACAAGCAGCAGAGCCAGCUAUCGGCUGUGAAAGCCUUGGAAGAGGAGAACGCCUCUCUGAAACAGGAACUGGAGCUGGCUAAGGGCUGUGAAGUUGGACGAGACCAGGCGGACGUGGAGAGUCUUCAGCAAGAGAACGAGGCGCUCAGAGCCCAAAUGGCCCAACUGUCCUCACAGGUUCUGGAGUCGUUUCAGGCUCAGUGGGGCGGUCUUCUGCCUCCCGCACCUCACAGGGUGCAGAGGGGACCACACCGCGGGGAGGAACCAGACCACCUGCAGGCGGAGAGGGAGAGGAAGAUGAGGGUCAUGGAGCAGCGGAUGAAGGAAAUCGAACUGUCGCUGCGUAACGUCAAGCUGCUGCUGAAGGAGAAGGUCGCUCAGCUGAAGGACCAGCUGCACAGGAAUGGCAAAGCAGACGUGCUGAUCAAAGACCUGUACACGGAGAACACUCAGCUGCUGAAAGCUCUGGAGAUUACGGAGCAACGGCAGAAGAUGGCAGAGAAGAAGAACUACCUGCUGGAAGAGAAGAUCUCCAGCCUGAACAAGAUCGUUCGAGAUCUGAACCCGUCAACUCUUCCAGGGUCGUCUUACAACUAUCAGUACCAGUGAUGGAGCUCCUGAAGUACUGGGGAGUACAUAAACAUGUGGUGCACCAAAUACAUUUUAACUGCAGGGGUUCCUGGGGUCCCACCUCA